GUUGAUCUUAAAAAGGUAAAUGUGUUUAAGCAUGCAGAUGCUCAAAAAAUGAAAAAGCUUGAAAAAUUCGUCAAUGCCAAGAAGAGCAAGGGUACGAUGUAUUCAUUGCAUGAAUUUAAGGCCGAUGACUUCAGGAUAAUGACAAGCAUGGAAGAUUGGUGGCUGGCCAGUUAUGUUGAUGAAAUUAUGCUCUUAAUGCGUGUGAGGCAAAGCACUUUCACUGAGCACUAUGCUUCCACAGAUAUAAUCUUGGAUCUCAACUUCUACAAUAUCAUGCUCAAGCGAUACACAGAGUUGUCGGAUGAAAGCACACAGCCGGAAGCUAUUCCAUUCAAUCAAAUGCUUGAUGAUUUUAUAUGGGAUGAUGAUGUUAUCGCUUACUGUAGAGGUACUGUACCAGCCAAAGGUGGUCGCGAGUGGGUUGGUGCCAAAAGGGUGCUUACUAUCAUGAACAUAAAUGUUAGACAGUUUGUCACCCUCGAAUUCAUAAUUGAGGAGGGGGUGAUAAAUGUUUAUGACUGCAACGUCCCAAAAUUCCAAGAGGAUGAGUUCUUCAUCCACAUCCGACCCGAUCAUUGA
Lycium ferocissimum is the source of this 579-nucleotide messenger RNA. RefSeq lists its product as uncharacterized. The transcript is spliced from 2 exons. The coding region runs from base 49 to 579 and encodes 176 amino acids. NCBI's taxonomy places the organism in Eukaryota, Viridiplantae, Streptophyta, Magnoliopsida, Solanales, Solanaceae. The record is from RefSeq and is a predicted model, not a curated record.